AUGCCCUCAUACUCUACUAUUGCUGAGUACCUCUUGGUCGCAUUAAUAGCUCAAUACGUUGUCCGCUGGAUAUUAUUCAUCAUAUUUGGAGUAUGGAUAGGUUAUUUCAAUCCAUUCAAUCUAUCACUAACCGGAUGUCUCCUAAAAACCGACGAUACAAAUGUUCAAAUUCGUAAGAUAAAGCUCAGGCUAUCUCCAUUUUCUCGUUAUAGAAAGUUCGUCACUCUAAAAUUGGGUGAGAUCAUCAUUGAAAGGAGCAUUGUAUUGCAGAAGGACCAAAACAAGCAGGAAAAGUCAGCAGAUGAGUCGGUAGAUAAGCUAGUAGACAAGUUGACAGAUAAGUUUGUUGAUAACAACUCAUCAUCGUCUUUCAAGUCACGUGAAUUUCCAGCACGUGACACUCUUUACAACUUGUUUGAUCCUUCGAUGCCUGUGAAGAUCUAUACGGACAAUAACAAGUUUAGAAGAUUGAUGAGACUUCUGUUAACCUCAUUUCCCAACUGUUCUGUUUUAAUCGAUGAUAUAAGACUAAUAUUACCCGAUGACAUAGGCUUCAGGGUGCACAAUCUACGAGUUAUCACAAACAUAGAUUCGAAAAACUCAAAGAAUGGCUGGAAAAUGUCACUUCCGUUCCAUUCAAUUGAAAAGAAGAGUUCAUGGAUGUGUGAGCUGAAAUUAGAGGAGUUGGUUAUGUACGACGUGAAAAGCAGUGAGAUAAUCUCACAAUUCAUGGCUGAAGGAAGGAUCACAGCAAACUUCUUCAUUGAUUUGAAGAAAGGCUUGGUUUCCGGCUCUCAGUUUAACAUUAGUACAGCAUUAACCAAAAUUUCAGUGCUUCAAUUGAUGAGUGCUUCAAGGAGAUUGGCCACAGUUGAGGAUAUAGGCUCUACCAAAGCUUCCAAUUCUUCCACAAAUGGAACUAGAAAGACCAAUCUAAACGAAAGCCCUUUUCCUUCAGAUGUUGACGAUAUUCCAAUUUCUACACGGCGUAGGCUCUUCAGGUAUGGUCUUAUUCUUCGUAUCCUUAGUAAUGCUGACAUCUCUACAGACCAAUUGCAGAUAUUUGACAUUCCUCUUGGCUCCAAGACGGCUAUUGACAACAUCUUGGAUAACCCUAACAAUCAUCCCAAAGCAGACGGAGUAGUGAUGGCACAGUUUAAUAUGCGUGCAAUGAACUUUAAUGCAUCCAAAUUGCUGCCUAACCAAGUUGGAUACGACUUACGAUUCUCUGCCAACGAUCUGCCUAUCCAAUUACUUUUCUCUGUACUCAGCAUGAACAUAUCUAUGGAUUUCUCACGCUUUCCUGGAUAUUCCGGACAGAAAAAGAUAGUUGAAGUCCUCUCCUUGUCCAAUCUAACCAUUUCCGCACACACCACGGCUCCCACAAAUGUUCUCAAACUUCUUCUCAAUAGAACUAAAGGGAAGCAAGGAGAGACUGUGAUUUCAUUUAAGUGUACCAUCAUUGGACUCACCCUCGAUCUUACGACGGAGCAAAUGGACAUCUUGAUUUCCAAGCGUGAAAAUUCCAACAAUAGAAUGAUUGUAGAGAAGCAAAAGAAGAAAUACGAGGCCACAACUGCCACUUCCGACGAGACCUCUCGUUUUGCAAGAUUUCUUAGGGUCUACGUGCAUUACGUUCUGAAGUCCUGCCCGUGGAUAGCUUUCAAAGUACUCAUUGAAAAACCCGUUUUUAUUCUAAAAGUAGCCGACGAGAACGACAAAGGCGAUGGGUCGAGAUUCUCAGAUAUGCUCAUCAUCACUCCUUCAGUUUGUGGAUUUGAGCUGCAGAUUGACAAGAAUAAGAACCAGACAGAGUUUGAGGCUCGUUUAGAUACACCGAAUGUUCAUGUUGAUUAUAGAAGACGCAGGGGAAAGUACACGGAACGUGUUGCUACUUUGAAAGAUGCUCAGUUGAAGAGUUCUGCUACUAUUAGAGCCACUUCCAAACUUCAAGUAUCAGUCUUUGGCAAUUUCAGCUUUGCUAACUUGAACUUGACUGAUGUCAGAUGUCUCAAUGGACUUCGUUCCAUCGUAAAUUCUGUCACAGACAACCUAUCAAUUAAUGCCGAGCUAUCCGCUAUAGCUGAUGAUAUACGACUAAUGAACAAGAAACCUUUUAAUCCUGCCAAGUUAUUUCAAAAACUUCCCGGUUGGUUUCGAACUGCCAAUGUCAGUAUAGACGAUGUCACUGUACAACUAGGAGCUCGAUCUAUAUUCAUGCCUCGUGAUGUUCUUGUUUCCGAGCAACUACCCGAGGAAUUAAAACAUCAUUUUGAUUCGGACUCGAAUUACCUUUUAUAUCACUUGACUAGACUGAAUAUUGGUCUAAACAACAAUGACGGAGCAUUGGCUAAGGUCUCUUCUGAUGACGAUUCAUCUUCCAGAGUAGAUAAUGACGUGCUACAACCUGAAGAUUACUACUGGGCUGUCACAUCCACUUUUGACUUCAUAAAGAUUCGUGCACUGUAUACAAAAUUGUCGUACGAUGAUAAGAGGGGCAAGGUGAAGAUCAUAACGGUUCCACAGACCACGCUGGGAGUUUAUGCUGUAAAGAAGCCACAAAAAUUUCUAGUUUAUGGAAACUGCGAUAGGGCUUACUUAAACUACACUUUAGCUGCGCAUUUCCUGGUAGUGUCAUCAAUUUAUCUUUUCAAUAAUACAUUAGGGGAUGUUGAGGUGUCUAAAAAGAAAAAGAAGAAGACGAAGACGAACAAGAAGCCAUUGAAGAAGGUCAAAAUUUCAGACUUAGUGGACGUUCAUAUCAGGAUCAAGGAGAUUCAGGUGAAGGUCAUUUUGGCUACGGAAUUUCAGAUAAGACUGGAUUUAUACAGAACAGAUAUCUCCUUGGAGGCGAAUCCAUUAAUUGUUGGAAUGAAGCUUGUGAGAUUUUGCGUGAUGACCGAAGAUACUUUGUGGUACAGAUCGGUUGGAUUGAAGGAUUUGGUAGUCAAAUACAAUUUAAAAGCAGAGAAAGACGAAAAGGUUAUUGAUGCUUCUACUGAUAGGAUCAUCGUCAAUAUACCGUUUAAUUUCAUCGUUCAUCGUCUUUUUGAUAGUAUUUCAUCAACAGUGAAACUCACUAAGCAGAUGCACACUAUUCUAAAGAGUAACGAGGUGAAGACUAAGCUUCGGCCUAAGGAGAUCUCCAAACCUACCAUCUUCAAACAUACAGAAAUUAAGUCCCAACUACUAUCAAUUUUGUUUGACGACGAUACCUUUGAAUGCGAAUUGGCGAUGACUUAUCAGCUUGGCCUUCUUGAGCAGAGAGAUCGGUUGGCCAAGAUGAAGAAAUUUGAGAAUUAUGCGGAGGCAUUGAAAUCGAAAUCUUCAUCUGAUGACCCUGCUCGUAAGAAGAUCGAUCAACUUCUACGAGAACCUUGGCUUAUGGACUCCGAGAGACAUUUUUUUCCUGGUCUAUCGAAGAAGAUGUACAGGGUGGCAAUGAAUAUAUCUAAAUCGUGGAUUGCCACGGUCAAUGAAUACAAAGAGAAGAAGAAACUGCUAGUUGAUGAGAACAUCAGAUACCUCCAUCGAUUGGCUGUGAAUACAUCUGAAUGCUCGAAGCAAUUCAGCUCCAAUCUUAAUAAAAUCCAGUAUGAUCCUCCACUAUUUUCGAUUUUUCUGGAAGACUUAAAAUUGAUCCUCAAAGAACCUCGACUCUCGCAUGAUGAUGGCCAAGUGAUAAAUUGGGUUAAUAGGGUAGGAGCUGGUGUUCCCCUGGACACCAAAUUUUCAACACUUGUAUCGUUUCAUGCCUCAUUGCAUACCAGUAGAUUGAGGGUCCAUCUAAAGGAUUACCCUAUUCCAAUAGCAUACAUCCCUAAAGCCCAGAGAUAUAGUACUAAGAAUACAUUUGUCCUUGAGGGUAAUAUGGGUUUCUAUGAGGAUUUGGCUCUCACAGAGAAGCAACUACGGUGGGUCUACACAGCCUUUUUACCUGGAUGUCAAAAAGAUGUUAAUGAUAAGUAUCUUGCAUUGACUGUUCCAAGGUCCCUUUCGACGCUCAAAGUAUUGGGAGAGUUGAUUGGACGAAUCCGGACCGACAGACCGAGCUCUUUUACUUGGGCAGAAUCUUUGACCGCUGCCUUUAGACAGUUGACUAUUUCAUUUGAUAAGCUUAGCAAGCCAAAGACGGAUCCAAGUCCGAAAUUGGGCAUCUGGGACAAACUGAGGAAUAUGAUGCAUGGUUUCAUUCGUCUCUAUUGGGUGGAUCCAACAAGCGAACUCAGAGUUAACAUCAAGGGUUCGAUGGAUCCAUAUAAACUUUUGGGAAGUUCUGCUGGCUUUACGUUAUCGUUCAAAGAUGAUAUUUGCUGGCAAAUCAACGAUCCAAAGAGAGAAUUCGACAGAGAUUUUCUCAUGGUCUCUGCUAAAAGAGUGAUAUGGGCCAUCCCCAACUAUCUCAGCGAGCCGUUACCUUGUUGGUGUUCUCCUAAGUUGGUAUAUUUAGCUGCAGAUCCGGAGAACGUCAUUAUCCAGUCGAUGUAUGGCUACUAUUUGAACCAAUCGUGUUUGUACGAGCCGGAUAGCGAGUUUACUGGUAAAUUGGCCUUUUCCAGUCGCAAGGCAUACAUGAAGAUCAAUAUUAACUUGACUGGUACCGUUACAGUAAAGCUUUCCUUCGUAUUCGAGAGAAGACUUCCCGAUGGUACAAGAACUUCCAAGUUCAAGCCUCAUUAUAAAAAUGUUCUAUGCCAUCCAGAUUACGUUGGAAAAGAUGUAGAUCAUUAUGACUCGUAUGAAGGUUUCCGUUCAAACUAUAUCCACAUGGGAUUUACGUUAAAGACAGAGGAUUCGUCCAUGAAUUCGAUCCACUUGACACCGGAAUCACUCUCUGUGUUCAUGAAAUGGUUUAAACUAUUCAGCAACAACAUGGCUACACCAAUUAGGAACGGGAAGUUGUGGGAAAGUAGAAGCAAAUCGGUAAAAUUCAGUCGCCAUUUAUUUACCUUCAAGUUUUUGUUUAUUGUGGAGCCUCUUUAUUUAUAUCAUGGCUAUAGGAUUGAUCUUUCUGACCCCGAUUCAAAUGAGAUCAUUGGUAUGAAGGCACGGGUGUCGAAGUUUGAGUUGGAUUUACAUAUGCGAAAGGAGCCUAUGGUGGAGGAGAAUUUGCUUUUGGAAAGACAGAAGCAGAUCAUGCACAUGAAGUUCAACGUAGGUGUGUUGGUGUUUGAUCAUGUUGAUUUGAGAGCAGUGAAUGCAGAAUUCUCCAAAAAAGGAGUUGAAGAUGACGAUGAUGAUGGUAGUGAGUCGAGCAGCAGCGGAGAGAGUGUUCAGUUUUCGAUCUUCGAUAACGACGAAGAUUGGAUCGAUAUCGGCGAUUACUCGGAGGUUGGAUUACACGGACUGGAUGAUUUCAAUUUGAAGGGGAAGGUUCUACCUCUCUUAGACUCAACUUUACUUAGAUACUCGAUGCAUCGUACGACAAAGUCUGAUUUUGGUAAUGAAGAUUCUCACGAGUGCCAGGUCAGCCAUUUUCAUCUUGUCGAUACCAAUUUCAACAACGUUUUGGAAGCUCAAGAUUUGGAAUUGAAGUGGAACUGUGAAGUUAGAGAUACCGUCUUUCAGUAUUUGCGAGAGGUUGCGUAUAGAGACUCGUACCGAUUUUCAACGAACUUCAAAGCGAUGAGAUUGGUCCAACAAAGGUUGAGUGCUGCAGAUAACAGUGAAGACACUCAGAGUGCCAAAUUCGAGAAUGUGGAGAAGUAUACAGUUGAGAACUUUGAUGCAGAGCUUAGGGAGGUAGAUGAUUUUCUUCCUGAUCUAAUCCCAAUCGAUUUCUUUUUAGUUCGACUCUCGAAUCUUCAAAUCCAGAUGAUCAACAACGAUUUCUCGGACUCGAUGCUUCUUCUAUCAACAUCAAAUAUUGACCUUCAAGUGGUGAAGAUACAAGAUGCUACCCGUCUGAACAGAGUCGGUUCCACUUCACUCGAAAUGAGAAUGGGAACAAUUUUUGAGUCUGCAGAUAUAUCUGUGAUGUACAAGAAAGAUGUUCCUAAUUCUCAUGAUGGCCAUAUCUAUGGGUCAACGAGCAACUGGCCCGUGUUCAACGACUCGGACGGUACUUACAGCAAGAUUUUAGCCAGAAACAAGAUAUUGUCAAAGGUUCAGAUCAUAUUCCGUUACGAUAAGAUGUCAUCAACUAUCGAAAAUGAUUCGAAAAGAGACCAUAUUUUCUUAGACGUUCCAUCGUUUGAAACCGCAAUAGAUUCUGAUGCUUGCGUUGCAAUAUCGUCACUUGUAGUGAACUUGCUUAUCUACUCUGAGCCUGAGAUGAAGAAGAUGAACCAGAUGGUCCGAAAGAUGGUACUAGCGACUGAUUUCAGCAAUUUGCAAAGGAUUUAUGAUCGAUCUACGCAUCUCACCGACGAGUUGAUGACUUUAGGUGCUAUUCGAAGUUCUUUGGGUUCAAUGGAGAGUCUUCGAGAUGAUAUUCAGGAGCCAUAUUUGAAGCUUAGGAAGGAGAUCAGCAGAUGCAUUCUUGAAUUAUUUGUGUAUACACGAACCCUUAUUUCAGGAGGAAAAGGAAACGAGCAGAUCAGCGGAGAUUCGUGCAAAUUUGAGAUGCUAGUGACAGCCAAGCAAUUCACCGUUAAUAUGAAGAUGGAGGAUAAGGAGUUUCUCACUUUGAAGAUUGAGGACAGUAUGUUCCGUCGACUUGAGAUGACCAAUGGGUCGACUCAAAACGUUCUAAAAGUGAGGACGAUCAAUGCAUGGAAUAGAGACAGUAAUAUUAUGUUUCCCGAGUUGCUUACAAGGUACCAAGCAGGAGAAAACCAUAAAUAUGACGAUAGUAUGAUUGCAGUUCAUUGGUCGAUGGGACCUGCAGUAGGAGGAAUCCGGGUGAUUAAGAAGAUGAAGGUGUUUUCUCAACCUUUGAAACUUGAAGUUGAGGAGAAGACGGGAAGGAAGUUUCAGAAGUUCCUAUUUCAUGACGAUGGAGAAGAAGAAGAAGAGGGGGAAGAUGAAGAUGAAGAUAAAGAUGACAUCAUGUUAUCGGCAAUCACGUCUACAAAUACUACGGUAUCGUCAUCAACCAUGAAGAGUAAGAGACACAGAUAUCCCACACAUGCACUGCAUGAGAUAAUGAACCUUCACUCAGAAAAUGUUGGAGCAGACGAGAUGGUGAAAAGAGCCAAGAACUAUUUCAACAUCAACCACUUCACGUUCGACAACUUGACGAUCUGCAUUUCUAUCUACGGUAAAGGAAAACUACGGAUCUUGAAUGUGAAUCGAUUUGUUCUUCGUCUCAAUUCGUUUCGUCUCGACAACCGAAUGCUAACUUUGGCUCAACUAGUUAAUGCUAUAGAAAGUCACGUGUUGAAGAGUUUGUUGAAACAUUCGGGAAAGUUAGUUACUAACAAGUUGUUCACUAGGAGUAGGAAAAGGAUAAGCAAUCGGGCAGCGAAUUAA
Messenger RNA from Brettanomyces nanus, 7413 nucleotides. RefSeq lists its product as uncharacterized. NCBI's taxonomy places the organism in Eukaryota, Fungi, Ascomycota, Pichiomycetes, Pichiales, Pichiaceae. The coding region runs from base 1 to 7413 and encodes 2470 amino acids. The transcript has a single exon. The record is from RefSeq and is a predicted model, not a curated record.